AUGUUUAUCUGGACCAAAGCCCCCGCGAGGGGCUUGGGGAAGGCUUCCAAGAUCCUCCCCAAACGCGAUGACACACAGAAGGUCUUCGAGACGACUCACCACAAGCAAUUCCACACGGCCACUACCUCCGUCCGCCGAUCCUCAAGUUCAGCGAAAGAGCGACAGCGCGCUGAACGCCAGCAACUGACGCGCCUGCUGAAGGAGUCACCGGGCAAGCGCGACGCGCGCAAUUUCCUCAAGCAAUUCGAUGUCCCCAAGAAGAGCAAGGCGAGCAUCACGGCAAAGGCCAAGGAGCUCGUGAGCGAGAAUAUACACAAUGAUUUGGCUUCGCUGCGAACGGGUGUGAACCUGGGUGAUCUAUACAAACCGACCGUCUUUACAAGAGAACCUCUACCAGAGGAGUCGUAUGAUGCUGAAAAGGAUGAGCCAGUGCAUCUGGCCCUGGUCAAGCUUCGCCAACCGCAGAAGCUGACUGAUCGUACAUUGGGAGAUAUCGCAUUGACUCUGAGUCAAAUGGCACGGCUUGGACUCAGUACUGCCGUGGUACUAGACUGUGACGAGGACACGAGCACGCACAGUAUCGAAGUCAAGCCGGAAUAUGGAAACAUGGUUAGAGAACAGGCUCUGCGUCUAGUGGCAGCUCUGGAGGACUACAACGAACCGGGAUCUCUGCUGGUUGAGGACGUUUUGGGAUAUUCCCCAUUGGACAACGACAUGCCCAGUACAAACCAGGUGCGCGGGGGCGUUGAGGUGCAGCACACCUACCUGCUCUUCCCGCCCAUCGACGACGGCGUCAUCCCGGUCAUCGCACCUUUCGCAUACGACGAGAACCUCAAGAAGGUCAGAGUUCAGGCAGACGACGUUCUUCUUGCACUUGUUCGCGAGUUCGCAGGCCUUGGGCAUUCCAAUGGCAUGGAGUCACCCCGCGGCUCAUUGCACAAGACAAAGCGCGUCGUUGAAAGGCCUCUUUUGGACCGCAUCAUCAUCCUCGAUCCGCUGGGUGGCAUACCGUCUGAGAACAGGGCUGAUGGCGCACAUGUUUUUGUCAAUCUAGAAGCCGAGUAUCGCGACAUCAAGAAAGAGCUGCAGCAACUUUCGUCAAAGACCUCAAAUGGUGCUGGUAGCCCAACAUCGCUUUCCACAGGCAAUCCGUUGUCAAAAUUUGUUGAGCAGGAGGUGGUGUCAUUGCCAGGUGUACAAUCAGAAAACCUGGCUUCUUCUGCUCCUGUGCGUCACCUGAAGAACCUUGAUGUUCUAGAGCGAGGCUUGAAAUUGCUUCCUCCUUCAUCGUCGGGUCUGAUUUUGACACCAAUGGAGGCUGCGACGAAAGCCAUACCGGAUGAUGCGCGAACCACACCUUCCAAGAACCCCCUGCUACACAAUUUACUGACCGACAAGCCCAUGACAUCUUCCUCGUUGCCAACGUCGCCCACAUCUCGCUUCCUGGGCUCUGCAGCACCCAACCCCGCUACGUUCCUCAAAAAAGGCAUACCCCUAACCAUGAUACCCGAUCCGCGUGUACAUGGACCGUGGCAGCCGCCCUCUGCAUCGAAUCCAAGCAUUGAGCUAGCAGAUGAUCCACGCAUAAAUUUUCCCAAGCUUGUCGACCUCAUCGACGACUCGUUCCAGCGGAAGCUUCACCCCAAGAACUAUCUCGACCGUAUCCAUGGGCGCGUCGCUGGUAUCAUCAUAGCAGGCGACUACGAAGGCGGCGCAAUCUGCACAUGGGAAACUCCGAAAUCGCUUCAAGGAGCCACCCCCCCUUCCGUCUUGACUCCCGACUCACCUUACUGGAUCCCUUACCUAGAUAAGUUUGCUGUUCUCACCUCCUCACAAGGCUCGGGUGGUGUUUCUGAUAUCGUCUGGGCUGCGCUGACUAGAACCUGCUUCCCCGAUGGCGUAGUCUGGAGGAGUCGGACGAGUAAUCCGGUCAACAAGUGGUAUCAAGAGAGGAGUAUGGGCAUGUGGAAGCUACCGGGAGAUCAGUGGACAAUGUUUUGGACUACUGAAGGCAUUGUGGGGGGUUGGGAACAGGGCAAGUGGGGGGAUGUUGAUGAUGCGAAGAAGCGAGAUAUGAAGAGGUGGGAUGCGUGUAUUGAUGUUUGUAGUGGCAUUGAACCGAGUUGGGCGGAUGGGAUACAACGAGAUGAUUAG
Molecule: messenger RNA, 2154 nt
Organism: Pyrenophora tritici-repentis Pt-1C-BFP
Lineage: Eukaryota; Fungi; Ascomycota; Dothideomycetes; Pleosporales; Pleosporaceae
Product: ARG2, Acetylglutamate synthase
Biological process (GO): L-ornithine biosynthetic process; L-arginine biosynthetic process
Cellular component (GO): mitochondrial matrix
Molecular function (GO): L-glutamate N-acetyltransferase activity, acting on acetyl-CoA as donor
Source: RefSeq, a predicted model, not a curated record